AACAGUACCCCGACCGAACCCGGGCAAGACGAUUCGUUUCUAUCGCUUCCAUGUUCUAUGGACUAUUGUCCUCUUUCGCUCUGUUAUUCGCUGUGAAGUCAAAAGAAACGAAAGGUCACUGACAAUGGUAGCAACAACUACGAUCCCUAUGUCUCUACUGUUCACAGUUUUGGCAGUGGUCUCUUUGCUAUUGCCGGUGGAAUCAGGCGAUACGAACCACAUCUACUGGCCGUGCGGUGACACCACCGUACAGCGGUCGGAUGGGUUCACUUUUGCCAUCGCUUUCGCGUCGAGGACCGCCUUCUUCUACAACAAUAAUAGCAGCCUUCAGUUAUCUCCUUGCGAUUCCAGGCUCGCUCUUUCUAGCCAGGGCUCUCAGAUCUCUGUCUUUAGACCUAAAGUCGACGAGAUCUCUCUCCUCACCAUUAAUUCCUCCUCCUUCUUUCCGGAGAAUAAUGGUGGAUACAUGGUCGCAUUUGCUGGUAGAAAAUAUGCUGCAAGGUCUCUUCCUGCUUUUGUUGCAAACGGCACAUACACCGUGACAAGCUUCACCCUGGUGCUUGAGUUUAAGAAGGGCAGGCUGCAAAACCUUUACUGGAAGAGGGAUGGAUGUGCUAGAUGUACAGGAAACAAUAAUUUUGUUUGUCUUAACAAUCAGGACUGUGCAAUUACUACAACAAACUGCAAAAACCAUGGAGGUUCAGUAGAUUGCAGCCUUGGUAUCCAAUUGGCAUUCUCUGGCACCGAUAAGCACCUCGCAGUUCUCAACUCAUGGUAUGAAGUGGAAAACCUGAGGCAGUACUCACUUUUUGGCCUUUACUCAAAUCUUAGGGAUUCUCUCACUAGCCAGUACAAUAAGAUAUUUUAGUUUUGCUUCAGCUCGUUUGUAGAAGUUUUGUUCCUGAUAUGUUGUAAUUUUUCCCUCACUGAUUUGAAAGUUGCUUAGGCCUCUACUCUUUUCUGAUGGAUUCUUCAUCCCCUUGCAGUUGUUUGUAAAUUUAGGAAUACGGUUGAUUAUUUGUGAUUAUAUAUUAAAAGAGAUUGCUGUUGUUGAAA
Molecule: messenger RNA, 1056 nt
Organism: Hevea brasiliensis (rubber tree)
Lineage: Eukaryota; Viridiplantae; Streptophyta; Magnoliopsida; Malpighiales; Euphorbiaceae
Exons: 3
Coding region: 125-868 (247 amino acids)
Biological process (GO): tRNA wobble uridine modification; protein histidyl modification to diphthamide
Cellular component (GO): nucleus; cytosol
Molecular function (GO): metal ion binding
Source: RefSeq, a predicted model, not a curated record